Messenger RNA from Eucalyptus grandis, 2100 nucleotides. RefSeq names its product putative disease resistance protein RGA1. The transcript has 3 exons. NCBI's taxonomy places the organism in Eukaryota, Viridiplantae, Streptophyta, Magnoliopsida, Myrtales, Myrtaceae. Gene Ontology annotation, biological process: defense response to other organism. The record is from RefSeq and is a predicted model, not a curated record. Gene Ontology annotation, molecular function: protein binding. Bases 1 to 2100 code for a protein of 699 amino acids.
AUGGCGGAAGCUGUCAUCAGCAUUGCUGGAAGCAUCCUUGCCAAUCUAAUUACUGAAGCACUGCAAAAGGUAGGAAAGUUAGGGGGCAUCAAGCAUGAACUCAAGGAGCUUAAGAGCACCGUCUCCAUGAUUGGUGCCAUGCUGGACGAUGCAGAAAAACGAUACCACCAAAGUUACCAAAUCAAAGAUUGGGUUGAGAAACUAAAGGAAGUUUUCUAUGAUGCUCAGGACGUGCUUGAAGAAUUUAAUGUAGAAGCUACACGACAAGAAUUGAGGGGCAACAAUGUAAUGAUUGAGGAGGUAAGGACAUUUUUCUCAAGUUCAAACCAGCUUGCUUUUGCACUGAAGAUAAGUAGAAAAGUAAGAGCAGUGAGGGAGAGAAUGGUAGCCAUUAAGGCUGAAAAGGAACUCCACUUGGUCGAGCAACCUAUGGAUUUGCAAGCAGAGAUAGAGCGGGAGAGAGAAAAAGAGACAUAUUCGUUUACAUGUGUGAAAGACAUUAUUGGAAGAGAUAAUGAUAAAAGGAAGGUCAUGGAAUUCUUACUAGAUUUGGAUGUGAAAGAGCGCGUUUCCAUACUUCCAAUAGUUAGUAUUGGUGGGCUUGGAAAAACAACUCUUGCUCAAUGUGUGUAUAAUGAUGAGACGGAGGGGCUAGGGAAGCAAGAUCCUUAUAACCACACGCCUUCCUUUGGUUGCGGAAAUUACGGCCUUGCUUUGCCUUAUCAUCUCAAGGGCUUAUCUGAAAGUGUAUCUCUUGAUUUACUAAUGCAAAUGGCUCGUCAAAAAGAAGAGAAGAUACAAGAUUUGGACAUGCUAGCAAUUGGCAAAGAGAUGGUUAAAGAGUGUUUUGGGGGUUCCCUUGAUUAUGAGAUAGAGAAACGGACUUUGGUCAAUCUUUGGAUGGCAGAAGGAUUUAUCCGGCCAUCAAAUGGAAGUCAACAUUUAGAAGACAUUGCUCAUGAAUAUUUCGUGGAUCUACUUUGGAGAAACUUCUUCCAAGAAUUUCAAGAGGAUGGGGAGACUUGCAAGAUGCAUGAUUUGAUGCAUGAUCUAGCCUGCUCGGUUGCUGGGACCGAGUGUUGGGUGGCAUGGGAUGAUACAAAACCCAUACAUGAAAGAACUCGUCAUAUAUCUUGUGAUUCAACUUCCAAUUUGAUGGGUGAACCUCUAAAAUCAUGCUUGAAAGCAAGUGCACUUCGAACAUUUUUGUCCGUUACUAGAUAUUGGGGAAGGGAACCAACAAGUGAAGCAGAUUUACGCCAACUCAUUCAAAGUUUCAAGAGGUUGCGUAUCUUACAUUUGCAUGCGGCAGAUGUCAAGAAGGUGCCAAGGUUCAUUUGUAAGUUGAAGCAUCUAACGUACCUCGAUCUCUCUGGCAAUGAUGCACUCAAAAGGCUUCCUAACUCCAUCACAAGAUUGCAUAAUUUGCAAACACUUAAUCUCUGCUCUUGUAGAUCCCUCGAAGAAUUGCCAAGGGGUAUAAGGAAGUUAGUCAGCCUUCGAAAUCUAAACAUAGAUUAUUGCGACCAACUUAGUUAUAUGCCAUGUGGAUUAGGGCAAUUGAGUUCAUUGCAUAGGUUAAGUUGCUUUAUAUUGCCCAAAGAUAAAGCUCUUGCUAAGAAAUAUUGCGGACUUGGGGAGCUAAAUAGGCUUAAUAACAUUCGGGGAAGACUUUUCAUUGAAAAUUUGGGAAGUGUGAUAGAUGCAGUAAAAGAAUCCAAGGCCGCGAACUUGAGAGAGAAGGGUUCUCUGGAAUUCUUGAUUCUUUCAUGGGGUAUUUUCAAUAUUACUGAUGAAGCAAUGAUUUCGAAGAGAGAUGAAGCACUGUUAGAUGGACUGAGGCGACACGACAAUCUGCAGGAGUUGAUUAUCGAUGGAUAUAAUGGUGAGAGUUUCCGGAGGUGGAUGACCGAGUUGCCCAAUUUAGUUGGGUUAGCAUUGUCGGGAUGCGAAAGAUGUAAACAUUUCCCCCAAUUUGGCCUUAGUAAGUUGAAGCGUCUCAACAUCUCUGAUAUGAAGUUUCUAGAAUAUUUGCCUGGGAGUGUUUGGAAAGUCUCACCUCACUUGAAUCUCUUGGUAUCUUCAAUCUUCCUCGGUUAA